This is a messenger RNA of Linepithema humile (Argentine ant), 2816 nucleotides long. Lineage: Eukaryota; Metazoa; Arthropoda; Insecta; Hymenoptera; Formicidae. The record is from RefSeq and is a predicted model, not a curated record.
GCUUUGCUGCCCAACAAUAGAUGGUACACAUUGUAUUUGUCACUCAAUGUACGUUUAAUCCGAUUGAGAAAAUUUAUUUUUUAGAGUUAAUAUACGUUAAUAGCAGUUAAUAACAAAUAAUAUGGCUGAUGAGCAAUGCAUAAAGAAGCCAAAACUUGACGAAACUCCUGUCAUAAAAGAAGGAAAAGCAGAGAUAUUGUUUAAAGAGAAAGUAUUUUAUAAUCCAGUUCAAGAGUUCAAUAGAGAUCUUAGUGUAGCAGUGCUGUCACUAUUUGCCACAAACGGAUGGAAUAAAGCAACGGAUGGAAUAAAAACAAGUAAGUCGGAGAAAGCUGAUAAAAAUAGUACGUUACACAAUACAGAAGAAAACACAGAGAAUCUAAAGGGAAUCACUAUAUUGGAGGCUUUAUCUGCAACUGGCUUACGCAGCAUACGAUAUGCUAAGGAAGUGGAAGGUGUACGACAGAUUGUAGCCAAUGAUAUUUCCGCACAAGCAGUAGAAAGCAUUAGACGAAACGUCGUGCAUAAUAAAGUUGAAAAUUUGGUAACACCUUAUCAUGAGGAUGCUACGUUGUUGAUGUAUCAACAUAGGCGAAAUCGUUUUGAUGCAGUUGAUUUAGAUCCAUAUGGUUGUCCUUCAAAGUAUUUGGAUGGAGCGGUGCAGUGUGUAUCCAAUGGUGGUAUACUUUUGGUUACAGCUACUGAUAUGGCUGUAUUAGCUGGUGUAUCGGAAACUUGUUACUAUAAAUAUGGAGCAAUAUCUAUAAAAUCCAAAUCUUGUCAUGAGAUAGCGUUAAGAAUAUUACUGCAAUGUAUUGCCUCCUAUGCAGGACGCUAUGGAAGGUACAUAGUACCAUUGUUAUCUAUAAGCGUGGAUUUUUAUCUUAGAGUAUUCGUUCAGGUCUUUACAAGCCACGAGAAGUGUAAAGAAAAUGCCACUAAAAUGGGGAUGCUCUAUCAAUGUAAUGGAUGUGAAAGUAUACAUUUCCAAUCAUUGGUGACGAAGAAAGCUCCGAAAAAUUACAAAUUACCAAAUGCACCUGCAAUAGAACAACUAUGUAAAUACUGUCAGCAUCGUCAACACAUGGCAGGCCCAAUAUGGUUGGGUCCUUUGCACGAUUAUGAAUUUGUAUCGCGAUUGCUAAGCAAUUUGAGUACGGAAUUGGGUACAUGGAAAAGAAUGGAAGGUGUUUUGACUGUAAUACAUGAAGAACUAGAUAUUCCUUUGUAUUAUAAAUUAGAUCGUUUGAUGUCCAUAGUUAGAUGCCACGUUCCACCAAUGAUGAUGUUUCGAUCAGCGUUAUUGAAUGCAGGCUAUAAAGUAUCAUAUUCGCAUGCGUGUAAACUGUCCAUUAAAACAAAUGCGCCGAAUGAUGUAAUAUGGGAUAUCGUACGUACUUGGGAAAAAAAGCAUCCUGUAAAGAGGGAGAAAUUAGCUGAGGAUAGCCCAGCUGCACGGAUACUUAAUGCAUCGCUUACGACAGAUAUCUCCCUCGUUUUGCAUCCUCUCGCAAAUCCAGUUUCCCGGCAAAAACGUUUGUCACGCUUUCAACAAAAUCCCACUGUAAAUUGGGGACCUGGUGUUCGUUCCAGAACUAGAGUAGAUCUCGAAAAUAAAACGGAAGUUUCGAAGAAAGUGAGAAAUCAGAAUAAAAAUAGCAAAAAGAAAUCUGAUAUCAACAUUUCGAUUGUGCUUAUGUAUACAAUUAGAGAGCAACACCUAUCAAAAAUCACAAUGGCUCAAAUUCCGACAGUUACGUUUUCUAACGGGCAUAAAAUGCCGAUGUUGGGUCUCGGCACUUACAAAUCCGAGAGGGGAGAAGUGAAAACAGCUGUUAAAGAUGCGAUAGAUUUGGGAUAUCGGCAUAUUGAUACAGCUUUCUUUUAUGGCAAUGAGAAAGAAAUUGGAGAAGCUGUGCGUGAAAAAAUCAAUGAUGGUACCGUAACGAGGGAAGAUCUAUUUAUUACUACUAAGUUGUGGAAUAAUUUCCAUAAGGAGGAACUCGUUGUUCCAUCCUGCAAACAAUCACUGGCUAAUCUUGGUUUAGAUUAUGUAGAUCUUUAUUUGGUUCAUUGGCCAUUUGCUUUCAAGGAUGGAGAUGAUCCGUGGCCUACAAAAGCUAAUGGAGACAUUGUGGGAUCGGAUACUGAUUAUUUGGAAACAUGGAGGGGAAUGGAAGAGUGCGUUAACCAAGGAUUAACUCGCAGUAUCGGAAUCAGCAAUUUUAACUCUGAACAAAUAAGCCGCCUACUUAAAUCUGCCAAAAUUGCGCCAGUUAACAAUCAGAUCGAAGUUAAUAUAAAUGUGAACCAAGAGAAAUUAGUAGAUUUUUGCAAGAAACAUGAUAUUACGGUAACUGGUUAUUCUCCUUUGGGACAACCUGGAAAUGCAUCAGGUGUUAAAAAUAGAUUAGAUAGUCCCGUGGUGCUGCAAAUUGCACAAAAAUACAAUAAAACUCCUGCGCAAGUAGCGCUUCGAUAUGUGUAUCAACAUGGAGUUGCGCCAAUACCAAAGUCGGUAACUAAAAAUCGAAUUAAACAGAACAUGGAAAUAUUUGACUUUUCUUUAACACUCGAUGAAAUGAACGCUAUCCGAAAACUCGGCACUGGAGAUAGAGUAGCAGGCUUUACUCCAGCGCAGCAUUUGAAGUAUUAUCCCUUCAACAUUCCAUUUUAAAUGUCUGAUUUUAUAUUACACAUUAUAUAUAAGAACAAAAUAUGUAAAAAUAAGCUUUACAGAAUGAGAUAUGCAUGAUACUUAUUUUAAUUACAUACACUUGAAAUACAGUUAAAAAACUCAUUUUUAAAAACUUUAA